UGUAUUGUUGGCAAACGGUAAAAACCGUGUGCUAACGAUUGUUUACGUGUAUAAGAUUCCAAUUUAUUUAUUGGUUGAUUUAUGCAUUAAGAGUAAAUCACGUAAGCUGUGCUUUUUCAUUUAAUAAAUGAAGUGAUUAUUUGGUUUUGCCUAACAUACAAAAUUUAUUUGAAGUUGUGGAAUUACACAUCUCGCAUUUAGUGCCGCUAAAACCUACUGCAACGCCAGUUAUUCAAAAACGUUGGAAGGAGGUGAAUCGGAUGCAAGGAACUGUGUUCGGCAGACAUGCUGUGACAUGGUGUGCAGGAGCAGCUGUAUGAUGCAGGCAGGCGAAGAGGUCCCGCUCCUGGUACUAUGGAUGUGAGCACCUAUGGAGAGCACCCCGCGUCAUCUGGCCUGAUGGAGAUGCAGUCUGCGCUGGUGAACGGACAGCCCGGCGAGGUCGGCUUGAACAAGAGGGACCUUGAGCGCAGCGAUAGCUUCCCGUGGGACGACGACAACUGCAACUCCAUUGGGGACGAGGCCCCGGGCGACGGGGCCGCCAGGCCUGCCGAGAUGUUCCUCCAGGAGGGUAUGGGGGUGGCUCACAACAGCGGUCAGGGGAGCGUGGGCGGGGAGAACGUACGAGAUGGUGUCGGUGGUGGGGAGCAUUUCCUGCUCGGUUACCAGCCCGGCCCGGCAGACGGCAGUCACGGGCCAGGCCCGGUCCCCGUCGGCAAGCACUCGGAGUAUGCUUCCCUGGAUGACGUGCACAAGGGAAAUUUGUUUAGGUGUGAUGUUUGUCAAGAGGCAUUUCAUGCAAGUGGAGCUUUGAAAGAACACAUGGUGCAUAUGGGACACUUUAAGUGCAGCAUGCCUGAAUGUUCGAAUCAGAUAUUUACCACCUCUGAUGAGCUGAUGGCGCAUCAAGUGACCGUGCACGCCGGGCCACAGUUUGUACAGAAUCCUCAGCUUUACGAUGGAAACACGUUUCAGCACGAACAGCCGUACAUGCCACAGCCAGAGCAGUUUCAGAACUUCCAACAGCAACAGACUCUCCCAGCUGCCGACAACUUUCUGCAGCAGACACAACACCUGGGUCAGCAAAUAAGCAUCCAACCACGUUCUUUCAACAAUGUGGAACAGCAUUCACAGUUUGGGGAUCAAACCAGCCAACAUUCUUUAAGCAACUUGUCGCUGCAGCAGCAUAACACCACGGCUACUCCUCAGUACGGCAAUAACGGCACCUCACAGUCGCAGCAUAGUUCAGACUUUACUCAGUACAGUGAUAACUCCAACCCACCAUCAUCACAGUCGAUGCCUCCGAUCCAAACACGUCCAUUCAGUAAUGUUUCUCAGGCGUCCCCAUCAAGCUCUCCCUCAAACUCUGUUUCAUCACAUCCCCAAAUUCAGCUGCGUCCGUUCAGCAACCUCGUUCAGCAGCCACAGGUGUCGCCGGUGACCGCUCCACAGGUGUCGGCGGUGACCACCCCGCAGAUCCCGGGCAUCACCAUCACCCCGCAGAAGCGACCCCUGACCGGGGAUGGCCCCGACACUCCGACCAAGAAGCUCGUCACGGAGCUGGUGUUGGGGUCUGGCCAGGAGACGAUCGCGCAGACUCUGAGCAAGUUGGGGCAAGGACAGGAUCCGCGGCCACCGGCGGAGAAGAGCAACGCGAGCUCCGUGGCCAACAUGCUGGCGACACGCGGGAUCACGGUGACCCCCUCCGGGGGCCAGCAGAGGCAGCCGCAGCAGCAGCAGCAACAGCAGCAGCCUCCCACGCCCAUGUUGUCCUCGCUCUCGAUCACACCGUCGCAAGGCGCGGGGGGCAGCUUCCCGGUGCCUCAGGGACGGGGCUUGGUCUCGCGCCAGCAGCAGCAGCAGAGGGCGGUCCAGAGACCGGAUCGGCCGCCCACGGUGGACCUCACGAGAGAGGCGUCGCCCCCGCGACAGCUGCAGCCCCCCCAGCACCAGCCCAGGCAGAUGCCCCCGCAGAUGCAGCCGCAGAUGCAGCCGCAGAUGCAGCCACAAAUGAUGCAGCAGGGCAGGUUGCGGGGUCGGGCGAAGCCGGCGGGCAUGGGUCGCUUCACGUGCCAGAUCUGCUUCAAGGUGUUCUCCAGCAUGGAGACCCUCAACAACCAUAUGAACCUCCACCGCAGCCCUGGCAAGCCGCCUUAUAGGUGCACCAACUGCCCGGCGCAGUACUCGUCCCACCACGGGCUGCUGAUACACCAGCAGGCCUGCCUGCGCAACUUGGCGCCGCCGCCGGUGAAGGCGCGCCAGGCGGUGCCCCGCUUGCCGGCGCCCGCGCGCCAGCCGUCCGCCUCGGUGGCCGGCCAGGCGCCCAUCAUCGGCCAGCAGCAGGCCGGCGACUACGGCCUGGUGGUGGUGGACAUGCGCAACCCGGCGACGCUGAACCGCCUGCGCUCGCUGGGCGUCACCUCGUACCUGCCCUUCCCCUCGGCGGGCAACGUGCACGGCAUCCCGCUCAUCAACGCCAACCGGCCGGGCAACGUGGGCUACCUGGGCGUCACCCACAUGAUCCUCAUGGGUGCCAGCAUGCCGCUGCCGCGAUAGUGCGCCCUCGCGCCCUCGCGCCCUCGCUCCCUCCGGACUCUCUGUGUGCCUUGCCGGCCGGCGUCCCUCUACCGACCACCGUACAGCCACUUUGUUUCAUUUCACGUGUCUGGACAUCCCAAGGGUACAUGGGUGUUGGUACUUAUUAAUAAAAGUACCCUGUACUGAAUUGUUGGUAAUUUUAAAACGUCUUGUAUGUUUCCCAAAAACAAAUAUAUACACAUAUAUGUAUGUUUCAAAGUACUGUACGAACCAACAAAAAUAUUUUAUGGAGCUUGGAUUUCUCAAUUUAUUUUACAAACAAAAUUGGAAUAUAUGUAGUACAUAUACUUAUCUCCGAAUUCUGGGUGUACUAAAUAUUUGGAAUUCUGGAAGAGUACUGCAAUGAGAAUUUAAGAGUUUGUUUAGACAUUUGAACAGUUGGGCAGAAAAUUUAUGACGUUGUUGAAGUUUGCUAAAAAGUGUGUGUAGAUUUUUUUUAAUAUAAGGUGUACAUGAGGAGUAAAUGAAUCCAAGAAUCUUGCCUGUUUUUCCCCUGAUCAAUUACACAUAUGAUUGUUCUAAAUCAUUUGAUCUGUUGGCUAGACUGUUUUGUAUAUGACUAGUAAAAAUUAUAUUUUUUGAAGUGGAAUUUUAACAUUUCUUUUAGUCCGUCUGCUAUCUCUCACGUGUCGUCUUUAAACACAACCUACCUUUGAUUGCAGCUGUUCUCAUAGGUAACAGCGUAGACAUGUUUAUAUGGUUGAUUGUUUACAUCACACAGCUUAAUACUGUUGAGUUCUAGUAUUUGGCAGCUGUAUGUUACUUAUCAAAAUGGAUAGCCAAGUGGAAAGAAAGUCCCUUUGUCCCCUUUUGUUUGUCUUAAAAAUAUGUUAGUUGUGCUUUUGGCCAAAGGAAUGAUCACACCCGCGUAAGGAGGACAUGAGAACAUGCGUGUACGGAUGCCGGCCUGUUGGAGGAGAGACAUAGUUUGUGUGUGUUUGCUUUAUUCUUAGAUACUCUAGAGUGUACAAAGUUUAAGUCGAUUUCCUCCCACCCCACAUCAAGAAUGAUGUCGUUUUGGUGUUUUUAUCUGACGUAAUCAUUUUUAUUAUUUUUGUACAAAAAAAAAGAGUAUAUGAAAUAGAUGAGACAAGUGUGUUAGUAUAAAAACUCUCAAACAUUGACUGUUUUUUUUGUUAACUUACUGUUGUGGUUAAGAUAAUGUUUGAAAUAUUUUAUGUUGUUUUUAUAAGACGUCAAUUGACAUUGACUACUUUUAAGUUAGGUUUGGGCAAAAAGUGCUAUGAUAGUGCCAACCAAAGUUCCAUGGAAGAGAUGUAGUACAAGUUGGAAGUGGAUAAAGGGUGGUGUGUGUUGGCUGUACUGGCAAACAAAAAGGAUUUGGUUGUAAGUUGCUUUGAAUAAAAUAUUGUUUAUUGUA
Messenger RNA from Bacillus rossius redtenbacheri, 3979 nucleotides. Its product is annotated as nuclear receptor coactivator 6-like. Lineage: Eukaryota; Metazoa; Arthropoda; Insecta; Phasmatodea; Bacillidae. The transcript has 3 exons. Bases 355 to 2556 code for a protein of 733 amino acids. Gene Ontology annotation, biological process: regulation of transcription by RNA polymerase II. Gene Ontology annotation, cellular component: nucleoplasm. Gene Ontology annotation, molecular function: RNA polymerase II cis-regulatory region sequence-specific DNA binding; DNA-binding transcription repressor activity, RNA polymerase II-specific. The record is from RefSeq and is a predicted model, not a curated record.